Messenger RNA from Phytophthora infestans T30-4, 1283 nucleotides. RefSeq lists its product as uncharacterized. The coding region runs from base 33 to 1283 and encodes 416 amino acids. NCBI's taxonomy places the organism in Eukaryota, Oomycota, Peronosporomycetes, Peronosporales, Peronosporaceae. The transcript has a single exon. The record is from RefSeq and is a predicted model, not a curated record.
CCCGAGCCGUAGGCCAACACAAGUAAGCCGACAUGAAGUUUCCGUUGUCGGCAUGCCCAUUCCAACCGCUACAGCUGACAACCAGCGAGCAAGAUACCAUUCUGUCGAUCUCUGAUGGCAUUCUAGCUGAAACGAUGGCAGAAUACGAACGAAUGCUCGUUCAUGGAAACGGCGUCCUCGAUACUGAACGCUGGAAGCUCAUUAAGCGCAAGGAGAACCUUGCAGCCUAUCAUGAUCGAUGUGCACUUGCAGUAACGCUGCAGGUCUCCAACAGCACCAGCAAGCCCACUGUAGACGGUGUUGAAGACCCCGUCUCACCACCGCCCGCACCAGCAGCUACGCUCGGUGUUUCUUCUAAGACUCCAACUCAGAGAGUGCUGUGGCACGGCACCAUCAACUGCGACCUUGAUGAUCUCAUGCUCGGCGUUGUGAACCAAAAUGCAGAUAUGUGGAAGGUCAAGUCGUCCUAUGUCGAGGACAAUGGCUUAGACUACUUCCUGCUCGCGUCGAUCAAAGGACAAACCGUCGACAAGCCAUUUGAGGGUCUCCAGUUGAAGUGGACGGUAAACGACAUGGGUCCGUUGAUGGCAAAGCCUAUCAUGCGUCCUCGUGACUUUGUGUUUAUGGAGAGCACGGGUAUCACGCAGUCUCCGACGACCGGCGAACGCAUGGGUUACCACAUUUGCCACUCGCUAGAGCUUCCCGGAAUUUCCGAGCUACCGGAAUACAAACUGGUGCGUGGUAAACUGGAGCUGUACCACAUUUUCCGUCAGAAAAGCAAGGGCGUCGUCGAAGUAUACGUGCGUGCGCUGUGCGACUUACAGGGCGAGAUGCCGUCUACCAGCGUGUCUCUCUUCUCGGCUGAAGCAAUGUCUACACUUACGCUUUCAGCAUUCUGUGCGGAGCGCCACAAGGUCAUGUGGCUGCUGCACACGAUGGAGCCUUGCGAGAGCGGGAAACCGUCGCUAGAUCUCUGCAGUGUGUGUACGAAGGACCUGAGCAAGAGCCUGUUGCCGUUCAUGAACAAGGCUUGCCGAAUCUGCGCUGGUCGAAUUUGCGCGCGCUGCCGAAUCCCCAAACGAAUCAGCUUCCUCAAUCGACGCACGCGCGGAGUCAUCAAGAAGAACAUUGACAUUUGCACACGCUGCGUUCACACGUCGGCCCAUAUGAGCGCACUUACUGUUGCGCAAGGAGAGUUGGCGCUCGAGAACCCCACGGCUAUCUUCUAUGAAUCGGCAGUAACUCGAAGUGUGUCAUCGAUCUCUUCGGAUUCUUCGGGCUGA